Messenger RNA from Phacochoerus africanus (Common warthog), 2933 nucleotides. Its product is annotated as cell wall protein DAN4-like. Gene Ontology annotation, cellular component: plasma membrane; Golgi apparatus. Gene Ontology annotation, biological process: activation of protein kinase B activity. Bases 1 to 1419 code for a protein of 472 amino acids. The transcript is spliced from 3 exons. The record is from RefSeq and is a predicted model, not a curated record. Lineage: Eukaryota; Metazoa; Chordata; Mammalia; Artiodactyla; Suidae.
AUGGCAACAGAAAAAGAUUUCCUCCAAGUUGACUGGAAUAGAGACAGUUUAGGGGACAAAGAGGAAGACAAAACAGUGGGGCAGAAGCCAUUCUCGAACCUUAGAAACCAUGAGGCUCACAGUUCACCAUGUGGUUUUACAACACCACUUGAUGUAACUGGUGAUGCCGGUAUCAAUUUAACUGAUGUCUGCACCAACAGAGAGACUCUUGGACCCUUGGAAUUUCCAAACAGCGAACUCCAACAUUGUCAGGUGACACGGUAUUUCUUCAGUGGCUGGUCUCUGUGGAGAAUAUUCCUGGUUUGUCUCUUAGCUUGUGUGAUAACAACAGCAAUUGGAGUACUCAUAGUGUGUUUAGUGUAUAAUGGGAAAAAUAAUAAUGCUUCCAUUGUUAUCCAACUUCCUGAAAGCCAUGGGACAACCUCAUCAACAACUGCAACAACCUCAUCUGCUAGUUCUGAAACUACGCUUGCUGCCACAAUAGAGUCUGCCACAACAUCCAUCUCCACCCCCAUUACUACAAACACUGCUAGCACUUCAACAGAAAAUACCAGUGUAACACCGAUGGAAUCAACAAAAAGUACAGUAGCAGCAGCCAUCACUUCAUCUGAACCAACUACAACAAACACGGGUAGCAUGACCACCAGGGCCACAACCAUGAAAACCACUGCUGCUCCUCCCAUUUCUACUGAACCUACAACUACCACAGUUCCCACCAGUUCAAUUGUGCCAACUACCACAACAACUGCCAGCACUACCCCUGAGGCUUCAACCACAAGUGCCGCCACCACUGCUUCCCCCACUUCUUCUGAACCUACAGCCACUACAGUUGCCACCACUUCAACUGUGUCAGCUACAACAGCUGCUAGCACUACCCCUGAGGCUACAACUGCAACAGCUACCACCACUGCUUCUCCCACUUCUUCUGAACCUACAGCCACCACAGUUGCUACUACUUCAACUGCACCAGUGACCACAGCUGUUAGCACUACCCCUGAAGCUACAACCACAACAGCCACCACUACUGCUUCCCCGACUCCUACACAACCUACUACCACUACACUUGCCACUACUUCAACUGCACCAGCCACCACAACUGUUAGCACUACCCCUGAAGCUACAACUGCAGCAGUCACCACCACUGCUUCUCCCACUUCUACCCAACCUACCACAACCACAGUUGCCACCACAUCAGCUCUGCCAACCACCCCAAUAACUGCCAGCACUACCCCCGAGGCUACAACUGCAAUAGCCACCACCACUGCUUCUCCUACUUCUCCUGAACCUUCAGCCACCACAGUUGCCACUACUUCAAGUGCACCAGCCACCACAACUGUUAGCACUACCCCUGAGGCUACAACCGCAACAGCCAGCACUAUUGCUUCUGCACCUAUGACCACCAGUUUACCUGACCUAUAACCAUUGUUGUUACUACUUCACCUGCACCCAGUACCACAACAACCACCAGCAGUACCUCUGAGGCUACAACUGCAGCAUCUAUCACUACAGUUUCUCCCAAUUCUACCUAAACUAUUACCACCAUAGUUGCCACCACUUCCAGUAUUUCAGCUACCACAACAACCACCAGCUGCAACUGCAACAGCUUACCACUACUGCUUCUCCCACUUCUACUGAACCCCCAACUACCAAAGUUCCUACCACUUCGAUUGCACCAACUACCAUAACAUUUAGGACCAUUCUGUAACCUGAACCUACCACUGUAACUCAAGUGUUUUUUCUCAAUCGAAGUCAAUUGUAAAUACCCUUUGAAUUGUAUUCAUCGCCACGGCUAUCUGGUUCAAUUUAACUGAAUCUGUGACCAUGAUUACUUUUUUGAAUCUACUAUUACUGUAUUAUAAUACAAGUUCAAGCCCUUCUGUUCCACAGUGGUAACCCCUCUCUCUCAACUGAAGCUCCAACUAUAUAAAACAUUCAACAACUUGGCCUCAAUUAUGAAAUUUUUCAUUUUAAAUGCACCUAUAGAAUUAGGUUAACACUGUCUCCAGACACUACUACCUUCUUUUCCACUGAAUUUGCACUACUGCAAUACCUACCUUCAUUUCAGUGAAUGAAUCUAGUCCAUAUUUUGGCAUAAUAUACCCAUCAUCUUCAACUCAUUUUGUCACCUCCUAAAGUAAAAAUAAAGUCAACAAAGAUGCUACCAACUCACCUGACUUUUAUGCACAAUACCAUCAUGACCUCAACUGAAAUUAUCUUCAAAAUCUUGUAAUAGAAACAACAAUACCUGUUAAUAGGAAAUUCAAACAUAGCUAAGUGAUUUACUGUCUCAAUAUAGUUAGCAAUUUCACUUCCUCUUCAGAUGAAUCCAUAGCCACAACGACAUUGCAUCAACAAUAUAUGUUAACACUUAACUUCUAUGGAGACUUUGUGAUAGGGACCACCACAUCAUUUAAUCCUAUACUCUCUCUACCAUUUCUACAACACCACCAUUUCUACUGUACAAACUACCACACCUACAGACCUCACCAAAUCCUCCAAUACUGAAUCUAUAAGCUCUGUGACUUUUACUGUAUGUUAUUCAAAGCUAUCCAUUACUUUGUCACCUGACUCUAUGCUUCCUCUGUUUAUGGUAUAUCCAGUACGUCACUACGUAACACACACUCAACAGAAAUGGGAAGUUCAUAAUGAUCCCUUCCAUUGGAACUACAGUUAGGAUGCUUGCAAAUUAAAUCCUAAUAUUCAUUCUCAUGACUCCCACCCCAGAAACUAUACCUUCUAUUUAUACCAUAGGUGAUUUCAAUUUCAGUAACUAUGAGCAUAUAACUAAACAAUUACCAAAAUCACUUCUAAAACAAGAUUAUCUAAUAUCUAUUUCAGUUGUCAUGAAAAUGAUAAUUUCAUCCCCAAACAAUAUUUAGAUUUAACACAACUGUAUAUUAGACCUGAUCAUUUAAUGUGGAUAGUCUCUACUU